Molecule: messenger RNA, 3987 nt
Organism: Nymphaea colorata (pocket water lily)
Lineage: Eukaryota; Viridiplantae; Streptophyta; Magnoliopsida; Nymphaeales; Nymphaeaceae
Product: importin beta-like SAD2
Exons: 22
Coding region: 310-3396 (1028 amino acids)
Biological process (GO): protein import into nucleus
Cellular component (GO): cytosol; nuclear envelope
Molecular function (GO): small GTPase binding
Source: RefSeq, a predicted model, not a curated record
GGUUAAAUACGAACACUCUGCUUUCUCUCUCUAGAAUCUCUCUCUCUUUCUUCCUACAACCCUUCUCCCGGUGCCUUCUCAUUUUCGUCUUCUUUGUCUUCCUCUGGUUCCGAUUUCGUCGUCAGACCCUAGAAGACAACAGACGACAGUCUUCCUUGAUUAAGCGUCUUCUUCGAGGCUGCUUUUCUUCGUUUUCUUCUUCUUAUUUCUUUAGUUCUUUGGCUAUUGGGUUUCAGCUUUUCUCUUUCUUGCUUCUUGGGGUUUGUCGGUUUUCUUCGAUAAUUUGGUGUUCGGGUUAGGGUGUGAUUGAUGGAUCUCCCUAACCUGACGCUCAUUCUCCGUGGGGCGCUUAGCCCGAAUCCCAAAGAGCGAUUAGCGGCUGAGGAGAGUCUCAAUCAGUUCCAGUAUACUCCACAACAUCUAGUCCGGUUGUUACAGAUCAUUGUUGAUGUUAAUUGUGAUCUAGCUGUCCGUCAAGUUGCCAGCAUUCAUUUCAAGAACUUUAUUGCUAAGAACUGGUUGCCUCAAGAGCCUGGUAAUCAGCAGAAGAUAUCAGUAGCUGAUAAAACCAUGGUCAGACAAAACCUACCGGCUUUUGUUGCGCAAGUUCCUCCUUUGCUUAGAGUCCAGCUCGGGGAGUGCAUGAAAACUAUUGUUCAUGCUGAUUAUCCUGAACAGUGGCCUACCCUACUUCCAUGGGUGAAACACAAUUUGCAAGCUCAACAAGUUUAUGGGCCCUUAUAUGUGCUUAGAAUUCUUUCAAGGAAAUAUGAGUUUAAAACAGAUGAAGAGAGGAUACCAGUACAUCUUAUUAUUGAGGAGACAUUUCCUGCUUUACUGAGCAUAUUCACGAGACUAGUUCAGUUUGUAAACCCGCCUCUGGAAGUAGCUGACCUGCUAAAACUUAUCUGCAAAAUAUUUUGGUCUUCAAUCUAUUUGGAGAUUCCUAAGCAAUUGUUCGAUCCUAAUAUAUUCAAUGCAUGGAUGCUACUAUUCUUGAACAUUCUUGAAAGGCCUGUCCCUCUGGAGGGUCAGCCAACUGAUCCGGAGCAAAGAAAGUCAUGGGGCUGGUGGAAAGUUAAGAAAUGGGCAGUCCAUAUAAUGAAUCGUUUGUACACAAGGUUUGGUGAUUUGAAGCUUUUAAAACCAGAAAACAAGGCCUUUGCUCAGAUGUUUCAAAAACAUUAUGCUGGGAAGAUCUUGGAAUGCCACUUAAAAUUAUUGAAUGUAAUACGGCAGGGUGGAUAUUUGCCUGAAAGAGUUAUUAAUCUGAUUCUCCAGUAUCUUAGUAGCAGUAUCUCAAAGAAUAGCAUGUACCAGUUGCUCCAACCACAACUUGAUGUUCUUCUUUUUGAGAUAAUAUUUCCACUCAUGUGCUUCAAUGACACUGAUGACAAGUUAUGGCAUGAGGAUCCCCAUGAAUAUAUUCGAAAGGGCUAUGAUAUAAUUGAAGACCUAUAUAGUCCUCGUACUGCUGCUAUGGACUUUGUGAGUGAGUUGGUCAGGAAGCGUGGGAAGGAUAAUCUUGAAAAAUUUCUUCUUUUUAUUGUGCAGGUCUUCCAGAGGUACAAUGAGGCCGCAGAAGGUUAUAAACCUUACCGUCAGAAAGAUGGUGCUCUUCUUGCUGUUGGAGCAUUGUGUGAUAAGUUGAAGCAAACUGAGCCUUACAGGUCUGAUUUGGAGCGCAUGCUUGUUCAACAUGUGUUUCCAGAGUUUAGAAGUCCAGUUGGUCAUCUUAGAGCCAAGGCUGCAUGGGUUGCUGGCCAAUAUGCUAAUAUCAACUUCUCUGAUGAAAACAAUUUUCGAAAUGCUUUGCAUAGCGUGGUCUCUGGGUUGCGUGAUCCAGAACUCCCAGUACGUGUGGAUUCAGUGUUUGCUCUGCGUUCUUUUGUAGAAGCUUGUAAAGAUCUAAAUGAGAUACGGCAAAUUCUUCCCCAAUUGCUUGAUGAAUUCUUUAAGCUUAUGAAUGAGGUUGAGAAUGAAGACCUUGUUUUCACUUUAGAGACUAUUGUGGACAAGUUUGGAGAAGAGAUGGCUCCAUACGCUCUUGGCUUAUGCCAGAAUCUGGCUGCUGCAUUCUGGAAAUGCAUGCAAUCUGCUGAGGCAGAUGAAGAUGCAGAUGAGUCAGGUGCACUUGCUGCUGUUGGCUGUUUGCGUGCCAUAAGCACAAUACUAGAAUCUGUGAGCAGGUUGCCUGACCUUUUUCCUCAGGUUGAACCUAUUCUAUUGCCUAUAAUGAAGAGGAUGCUGACAACAGAUGGGCAAGAUGUCUUUGAGGAAGUUUUGGAGAUCGUGUCAUAUAUGACAUUCUUCUCGCCAACAAUUUCAUUAGAAAUGUGGAGCCUUUGGCCUUUGAUGAUGGAAGCUUUGCAUGAUUGGGCUAUCGAUUUCUUUGAGAAUAUUCUUGUUCCAUUGGACAAUUUUAUUUCCCGUGGGACUGGACAUUUUCUCGCAUGUAAGGAUCCUGAUUAUCAGCAAAGCCUUUGGAUGACAAUUUCAAGUGUCAUGUCAAAUAAAAAUAUCGAUGAUCAGGACAUUGAGCCUGCUCCUAAGCUUAUUGAAGUGGUCUUCCAGAACUGCAAAGGCCAGGUUGACCAGUGGGUUGAGCCAUAUCUUAGGAUUACCAUUGAGAGACUACAACGAACACACAGAGCAUAUUUGAAAUGUCUCUUGAUGGAAGUGGUUGCAAAUGCCCUUUACUAUAAUGCAGCUUUGACACUGGGCAUACUUCAUAAACUUGGGGUUGCCAUGGAGGUUUUCAGUCUCUGGUUCCAGAUGCUGCAACAAGUAAAAAAAAGUGGUGCACCUGUCAAUUUUAAGAGGGAACAUGAUAAGAAAGUUUGCUGCUUGGGAUUAACAUCUCUUCUUGCUCUUCCACCGGGUCAUUUACCAGAUGAAUCCAUAGGACGCAUCUUUAGAGCAACCCUUGAUCUGCUUGUUGCUUACAAGGAUCAAGUUGCAGCUGCUUCAAAAGAAGAUGAGGAGGAUGGUGAUGAUGACAUGGAUGGGUUUAGGACAGAAGAUGAUGAAGAUGACGGAUCUGAUGGAGAAAUGGGUGAUGAUGCUGAGGAUGGUGAUGUUGCUGAUAGUCUUCGCCUUCAGAAGCUAGUUAGUCAGGCAAAGGGUGCACGCCCUCUUGAUGAUGAUGAUGAUGAUUCAGAUGAUGAUUUUAGUGAUGAUGAAGAGUUCCAAUCUCCAAUAGACGACAUUGACCCCUUUAUCUUCUUUGCAGACACUGUUAAAGCCUUUUCAGCUUCCGAUCCAGUAAAGUUUCAAAGUCUCAUGCAGUCCCUAGACUUCCAGUACCAGGCACGUGCCAGUGGAAUUGCUCAGCAUGCUGAACAGAGGAGAGUAGAGAUUGAGAAGGAGAAACUGGAGAAAGCAAAUGGGUCAUAAUUGGUUCACAGUUGUAAAGUUUGUGUUGCUUGUCUUCAUGUUGGUCCGAUUGUUUCUCUUAGAGAAAUAGAGACGAGUCAUAUACCCCACAGCCAUUGGUUCUUCUGCAAGGUCAGCAGAACAUGGUGGGUUCAGUCAUGGAUCUCUUGAUCCUAUUCCAGCAGCUAGGGGAAAACAAGAUGCUGCAGUGAAGAACAAGAUGUCUUGUGGUGUAAUGCACGCCACAGGUGUGAAAUGCUCUCAGGAUAAGAGCAUUUUAGCGAUUGGGGUCUGUUUUUGCUGUCAUGAGAGUUUGGUUUCUCUAUGGAGAGAAGCUCUCACUCUCUCGUUUAUAUUUUUUAUCUGCCAGUUUAUUAGGCAGAUUUGCUGCAGUCAGGUCCAGGUCUCUUGGUUUUACUGAAUCAGGAUGUUUCAGUUGUAAGAGGUGCUAUGGAGCGGGGAGAUGGGGUGUGUACUGUAUUUUUUCUUUCUAGAGAGGGAGUCGGUUUACUUUGUUUACAAGGUCUUUUGGCUCUUGAGAGAAAAGGAUUUGAGGCGUUAUUUUUGUAACUUCGAUCAUAUUAUUAUUUAUAUUCUUUUUCGUGUCCAUAA